AAUAAAAUGAUGAUAUCAAUGAUUAAUGAUAAUUAACCAUUCGUUGUUUUCUGAAUAUUAUUAAAAAUUUUUAUAGUUCAUCAACGAAAAAAUAAUGUUGUCAACAUUUAAUUAUCUAUUUGCAUCUAGUUUGAUUCAUUAUGAUAAAUUUUUUAUUGAAUUGAAUCGAUUCUUUCAAUUACGAUUAGCAUAUUCAUAUGUCAAUACUGAAUCAUUGGCAAAUUAUUUCGAUGUUGUCGUUGUUGGUGGCGGUAUUGUUGGUUCGGCAACUGCACGUCAAUUAUUAUUAAACCGACCUGGAUUACGUAUGGCCAUUUUGGAGAAAGAAAAUGAAUUAGGUAUACAUCAAACUGGCCAUAAUUCCGGUGUCAUACAUGCUGGUAUCUAUUAUAAACCAGGAUCAUUGAAAGCUAAAUUAUGUGUUGAAGGCAGUCGAUUAGCGUAUGAAUAUUGUGAUGAGAAAAAAAUUCCAUAUAAACGUGUUGGAAAACUUAUCGUUGCCUGUGAUCCAUUAGAAGUGGAACGUUUAAAUGAACUUUAUGAUAGAUCAAUCAAAAAUCAAGUUCAAGGUGUUGAAUUAUUACAAUCCAUUGAACAAAUUCAAGCUAUUGAACCAAAAUGUGUUGGUUUAGCUGCCAUUUGGAGUCCAAAUACUGGUAUCGUAGAUUGGGGCCAAGUGAAUCGUUCGUAUGGUAAAGAUUUCAAAGAUAAUGGUGGAACAAUUUUCACCAAAUUUCAAGUGACAAAAUUUGAAUUGAAAACAAAAUCAUCUGAUGUUGAAUCUGGUGAUUAUCCCAUUAUGAUUACUUCAAAAAAUGGACAACAAAUUCAUUCGAAAUAUGUGAUUACUGCGGCCGGAUUAUAUGCCGAUAAAAUUGCUCAGUUAACUAAUGGAAAAAAAAUUCCGAAAAUUGUUCCAUUUCGUGGUGAAUAUCUCGUACUGCGUAAAGAAUCAUCAGAUAUGGUUAAAACAAACAUUUACCCUGUUCCUGAUCCACGAUUUCCAUUUUUAGGCGUCCAUUUUACACCGCGAAUGGAUGGAAGCAUUUGGGUUGGACCAAAUGCUGUUCUAGCUUUCAAACGAGAAGGCUACCGUUAUCGUGAUUUCAAUCUAAUGGAAUUUAUGGAAACGGCAACGUUUUCUGGUUUCUUACGGCUAUCAUUUAGAUAUUUUUUCGCCGGUAUCGAUGAAAUGUAUCGAAGUUUAUCAGUGAAUGCUCAGCUAAAAAAACUUCAACGUUUUGUGCCUACCAUAACUAAAGAUGAUUUGGAUCUUUCGAAACAUGUGGCCGGUGUUCGUGCACAAGCACUAGAUGCUGAUGGUAAUCUUGUCGAUGAUUUUGUAUUCGAAUUCGAUAAAAAUAGUGGCCGUGUAAUGCAUGUACGUAAUGCACCAUCACCAGCUGCCACUUCAUCAUUGGCUAUUGCACGUGUUAUUGCUGAACGUGCUCAACAGGAAUUUAAAUUGUGAUUGAAAACUUUAAAAUUGGACAAACAAACAAACAAAAAAACUUUUAUUUUAAUUUGUACAAAUUUUAUGGAAAAAAA
Dermatophagoides farinae (American house dust mite) is the source of this 1548-nucleotide messenger RNA. It is a transcript of the gene L2HGDH, whose product is annotated as L-2-hydroxyglutarate dehydrogenase. The record is from RefSeq and is a predicted model, not a curated record. Gene Ontology annotation, molecular function: (S)-2-hydroxyglutarate dehydrogenase activity. Lineage: Eukaryota; Metazoa; Arthropoda; Arachnida; Sarcoptiformes; Pyroglyphidae.